Messenger RNA from Bursaphelenchus okinawaensis, 4856 nucleotides. The record is from the annotation of a GenBank genome assembly. NCBI's taxonomy places the organism in Eukaryota, Metazoa, Nematoda, Chromadorea, Rhabditida, Aphelenchoididae.
AUGUUUUUGUCACCCGAACAGUUUGUCCGCCUCACCGAGUAUGCCUCCUGUAAGUUGGUGGUCGUAUCUUGAGGGCAAGUUGGUAAAGGUUGUCUUUUGGGAUGGAGAGAUGAUUGAAGUGGCAGUUUCUGAGAUUUAAGCAUUUAAAAAUGGCAUUUUUCAGCCUUUAAAAGUUUAAAAUUCAAUUUUUUUAACUUUCGAAAUUCGAAAAUAAUGCCAGUUUUAUACAUUUAUAAAAGAGAAAGGCUAAUUUUUAGAGGUAUAGUACAUAUAUCAGUGUAGACAUGCAGAUACAUUGAUAUAUAUAGUAUUAUACUAAGGUAUUCAUAAUAGAUUAGCCACUGAUUACAUUGCCAUUUCAGAUUCCAGCCACAAACUGGUUGAUAUGUUGCCAGAGUUUCAACCAGAUGGAAUGUUCUUCAAGUACCUGUCAGAUGACCUACAGGUAAGUAAAGACUGUCAUGUAUAUCUUUGUUUAGACCAUCGACUUUACCGGCUUUGUCCAAUUCAUCAACUGUUACUUUGGGGCCGAGUUGCCAUUGGACCUUACUCAACAGUUCUUUCUGUCAUUCGUACAAGGUGGAGAACAAAGUAAGGCUUACAGAUCUACUUGUAUUAUUCAAAUCAAGGUUUAGUGUGUUUACAGAGUUGUAAAUAUUGCAUAUUACUUUUCUAAAUAACAAUACCGAUAAGAAAUUACUGUAACAUUGCUUUUCGUGAAGUCUUAUGUUUCAGAAGCGCCCCCACAAACAUUCAGAAGACCGUCCUUUAUGACUCACAAGCUCAGUAGUGUAGCCAGUCCAUCUACCUCGGCCAAUCGCAAGAAAUCGACCAUGCAGCCUCAGAACAAUGUUGUAAGCUUAAUUAUGUCAUACUGUAACAUGUUAUUUUCGUAAAUAAUUCGUUUAAUCACAUCCUGAUAACAUAGUAAUCUAUUAUAUUAUAGUAUUGCGUGAAAACUAUAUAAUAUUGUAGCAUAACGUGACAAAAACCACAUCAAACGUUUUCAAAAUCUUUUUGCUAAAGCUACAGUUUCUUACUGUAUAAAACCACCUAUACCAACCAUCUUCACCAUGCUUUUCAGUUCAACAUAGACGCGAACAAACGAGUACCUCUGAAGCCGUUGGUAUGCUACCUCUCCCUACUGGAAGGUGCUCCACCCGAAGACAAGCUCGAGUUCGUAUUCCACGUUUACGACUCUGACGACAACGGUUUCCUCGACAAUAAGGUGGGUAAUUACAAACAUACCACGCACUGUAAUUACAUAUUACUUUAGGAGAUGGAGGGCAUAAUCGAGCAGAUGAUGAACGUGGCCAGAUACCAGCAAUGGGAUACGAUAGAGUUGGAAGGAGUAAGUCGGCCUGUUCUCAAACCAUGGGUUUAGAUUCUGCGCCAAAUGAUGCAAGAGAUUGACUACGACAACGAUGGCAUCGUAUCUUUGGAAGGUGAGGUGUUGGUGUAGGUUACUGUCAAUGUAAAGUGGAUUGUUAUCAUUAGUUCAUUGAUAGUGCAUUACUUUAUUUUACUUUUUACUUAAUGUAUAAUAUGUUGUUGUUAUCGACGUUAUCGUAUGUUAUGUUACUGUAGUACAAUCAAAAACAUAUUAACAUUCCUUUUACCUUUCAAAUUAAAAACGUCAUAUUAAAGUAAAAAGACAUUGUCAACCUAUAUAAACUAUAUUCCAUAAACUUUUUGACCAAGCAUAUUAACCAUGACCUGCGUUCCAGAAUGGAAGCGCGGCGGCCUAACCACGAUCCCCUUGCUUGUGCUACUGGGCAUUGACACGGUAAGCCCCCGAUGACGUCAAACCAGUUUCGGCUUUUUUGGGCGAACGUCGAUGGAACAGUCGAGAGAACGUUCGCCCAACGAACCAAGACACUGGUCUGAUUGGGUUUGCGCAAUUAAUUGAUUUAGGAAAUGAAAGAAGAUGGCUGCCACAUCUGGAGACUCCGCCACUUCAGCAAGCCCACGUACUGUAACGUGUGCAUGAACGUGCUCGUCGGAUGGGGCGGCAAGCAGGGAUUGGCCUGUUCUCGUAUGUUGUUUAUGAUAUUAUUCAUUAAGGAGUUUUAGAAGGGUUUAAAGGUUGUUCUGAGUUAUUUUUUGAUAAAGUUGUUAAGUGUUAAACAAAAAACAUCGCUAAUUCAAAUUAACGAGUAAUCGAGAGUGUAAAAUUGACAAAAAACAACGACAGACAAUCAAAAAAGGUUUAAAACAAUUUUUAAGGUCAAUUGUCGCUAUUUUUCAAUUUUUAAAAAUAAAAAAAAGCAAAUUACUGUUUUAAAAGUUUUGAAAUUUAAGUAUGCAAAUACACAGUACACGAAAGAUGUGUACGAUCAGCUCAAAACUCAUGUAUCCACACCUACAACCCAAACCCGUCCAAAGAACAGAUCAUGGCCCACCAUUGGAUCGACUCGAACAGCGCGGCCAAAUGUGUGAAGUGCAAAAGUACAGUAUCCAUUUUUCAAGGGAAGCGUUGCAGAUGGUGCAAAAAUGUAGUAGGUAUUGCUAUUAAACAGGUCUAAAAUUUAAAUUUUGGUUUCAUUUUGAAACGGCCAGUAAAAUAUACCGUCGAUCAAAAAAUAUUUCAAUUCUCAUAUUUACUAAUGACUAGUACAACAUAUAAUUAUUCCUUUAGCUCCACACAAAAUGCAUCGACCAAUGGCCAAAAGAAUGUGACUUUGGAGUUCUAUCGUAUCACGUCCUACCUCCUGUCAAUAUCAUCCCCACUUUCCUCGACCGGUCGCAACAACAACAUGCAGGUAAUCUACUUCAACUGACUGCACCAAAAGGUAACAAACGCCCUUUAUUGGUACUAAUCAACCCGAAAAGUGGCGGAAGACAAGGCGAACGAAUCUACCGUAAACUACAGUAUCUCCUCAACCCAAGACAAGUCUACGAUCUGUGCAAAGAUGGUCCUGAAGUGGGGUAAGAGCUAUACAGUAUCAUGAUGUCAUAUUCAUGUAAAAGCGGUGACAUAUGUCAUCUUGCAAGAGUAAUUAGUCAGUAAUUAACAUGUUGCCUGAAGACAAAUUACAAGUUAUUGUGGUUUCCAGAGUUACUGCCUAUUCAAGAACUAAUUACUACAGUAAAAUCUAGCAGAAAAAGUUACAGAAUGUAACAUAUAACUAUAUUAAGCGAUAUGACCAUGUAUACUAUCAGUAGUAUUCUAAUUCCGUGAAUAUUUCAGAUUAAACCUGUUCAAGUCGAUUAAAAAUGUAAAUAUAUUAGUCUGUGGAGGCGAUGGUACUGUCGGUUGGGUACUAGAGAAGAUGGGUAAGUGAACAACAUUAUAUUUUCAAAGAUUGCAUAUACAUAACUUAAAAAUAAGAAGACAAUGAUUCAACCUCUUAAUUUGAAAAUUUAGACAAGAUUGACUACGGAGAGAAUCGACCCCCAGUAGCCGUUCUACCUUUGGGCACAGGAAACGACCUAGCCAGAUGUUUGAAAUGGGGAGGUGGCUACGAGAAUGAGCCGCUCCUCAAGAUUCUACAAAGCAUAGAAAAGUCUACACAGGUAAUAAAUCAAAUGUGAUUAGGUGCUCCUAAUUUAAAUAAAAUGGUUAUUAAUUGUCAUCAUACCUUUUUUAUUAAAAUGAGUUGUCAUAAUGUCCCCGCUAUGUCAUUGCCAACAUAUCAAACACAAACUGAUCAUUUGAAAUCCUUAUUUAAUCUUCAUAAUAACACCACCAAUUCCAGGUCCUGAUGGAUCGUUGGCAGAUCACGAUCGAACAAACCAAGAAAUGCGAGAAAGGAGACCCUCAGCCAUAUCAUAUCAUCAACAACUACUUUUCGAUAGGAGUUGUAAGUACUUGAAUACGAUUUGUACUGUUUAGGAUAUCUUCAUAACUACAAGUUUGCAUGACACAAAAGAUUUUUAUUAUUACACUGUACUGUUUAGGACGCCUCAAUUGCUCACAGAUUCCACGUAAUGCGGGAAAAGUACCCGGAGAAGUUCAAUAGUAGGAUGAGAAACAAGUUGUGGUACUUUGAGUUGGGUACCAGUGAAACCUUGUCCAGUACGUGCAAGAAACUGCACGAACAAAUUGACAUUCUGGUGAGGUUUUGGAAGUUUAAACUCAUGUUAAUCUUAAAAUCGAGUCUCAACACCUUGUUUUAGUGCGACGGAGAAACGAUUGAUCUCGGCAACGGCCCCAAUCUAGAAGGAAUCGCCUUGCUCAACAUAGCCUCCAUAUACGGCGGUAGUAACAUAUGGGGCAACAGUAGGAAACCCUCGAAUUGGCAUAUCCCCUUCUUGUUCCCCAAGAUUGUAAACAGCUCGACCCAACUUCAGAACCGAGUUCAGGACAUUGGCGACAAGCUGGUCGAGGUGGCUGGCCUCGAAUCCGCCAUUCAGAUGGGUCAGAUCAAAGCGGGUGUGAGGGGCGCGGCCAGACGGCUGGCACAGUGUUCUACCGUAGUCAUACAGUAAGAGACUUUUGAUUUCAAACAAUUCAAGACAUUUAAAAUAUUGUCUACCACUUAUAAAUAAACUUACAGGACUCACAAACCCUUUCCUAUGCAAAUUGACGGUGAACCGUGGAUGCAGCCUCCUUGUAUCAUCCAAAUCAUACACAAAAAUCAAGUUCCAAUGCUUGUUGGGACUUCUGGUAGGUCUUUUGCUCUUACUACAUUCUGUAAACCACAUAAAUUAAACGUUUUUAAAAAUAUUUUGGUCAAAAGUACAAAGAACCUGCAUAAAAAAGGUAACGAUUAUAUCCACUUUUUAACAAAAAUAAUUUGUUCUAUAUUUCCUUAAAAAUAGGUGACUAUAAACAUAUUAAAGUAACAUUUUUAGGUAAACGGAAAAAGAGCUCGUGGAAUAUAUUAAAACGACAACCGACGGAUGACACAUAA